CAACCAUCGUCAUCCACUCCUCAGGGACUGCCCAAAACCCUCCGGAGUCCUCGGGUGGUGGAUUUUCCCCCUUUUACUGGCCACGCUAGACCACAUCGGGCACUCAACGGACGCGCCGGACGCAAAAAGUAACGCUGGUCUCUCACUCUCUUACUCCCUUUUCUCUCUCUCCUUCAUCGUCGGUCCUUUCCAUUCCUUAUCCCUCCGUCUCCUCUGUGCCUAUUCGCGAAUCUGCGACUUGUGGCCUGAGUUUUUUUCAUCUCUCAUUGCCCCUCCAGGGAAUUCUUCUUUCCGCCUUCUUCACGCGAUCUCGAAUUGCCAAAUUCCUCGGGCUUGAUUUGGAUACUCCCCCCCCCUCAAAAAAGACACAAUGGCCGACUUCCUUCAGAAAGUGCCCGUCCCGACUCUGGACCGGCCGUUUGGCAUCCACCUAUGGCCCAUCUUUGACAAGGCCUAUGAGCAGGUCAUGGGCUACCCUGCCAGCGAGUUCAACUUUGUUCAGGGCGUGACCCCUUUGUCCACCUUCAAGGAGACCGCGACUAUGCUGGUCACCUACUACAUCAUUAUCUUCGGAGGUCGUGAGGUCAUGAAGAACUUCCCCGCCUUCAAGCUGAACACCCUGUUCAUGAUCCACAACUUCCUCCUGACCGCCAUCAGCGCCAUCCUCUUGGCUCUUUUCGUUGAGCAGCUCCUGCCCACCAUUGUCCGCCACGGUGUCUUCUACUCCAUUUGCGACCACCGCGGUGGAUGGACCCAGCCUCUUAUUAUCCUCUACUACCUGAACUACAUCAACAAAUACGUCGAGCUCCUGGACACCGUCUUCCUCGUCCUCAAGAAGAAGCCCUUGACCUUCCUCCACACCUACCACCAUGGUGCUACUGCCCUGCUUUGCUACACUCAGCUGAUCGGCCUGACUGCUGUGCAAUGGGUCCCCAUCACCAUCAACCUGUUGGUCCACGUUGUCAUGUACUGGUACUACUUCCAGAGCGCCCGUGGUAUCCGCAUCUGGUGGAAGAAGUACAUUACCAUGCUGCAGAUUGUCCAAUUCGUCAUUGAUCUCGGCUUCAUCUACUUCGCCUCCUACACCUACUUCUCCUCCGUCUACUUCCCCUGGGCCCCCAACAUGGGCCAGUGCGCCGGUGAGGAGUUCGCCGCGUUCGCUGGUAUUGGUAUCAUCACCUCUUACCUGCUGCUCUUCAUCUCCUUCUACAUUGCCACCUACAACAAGGCUGCCAAGGUCGGCCGCCCUCGCAGCAACACCGGCAAGAAGUCUCUCAUCGACAUGAAGAACUUCGAGGUCCCCUCUCCCGCCGGACACGCCAACGGCAGCGCCAAGGGUGCCAACGGCUCUGCUAGCUCGACUGGCCGCUCCAACGGCCCCGUCACUCGCUCUCGCAAGGCUUAAACGGGCACUUGCCACAAGAGAGGCAUUCGAACGUGCCUCUAGAGGACCUAGAUGAAGGAGUUUGUGAGGUCAUGUGUUAGGAUUAUUCUAAUCCUGGCUUUUUUUGAGUUGUGAGACGAACCAAUCCAGUUCAUGUCUCCCAUGAUGAAUUUUCGAUAAAAUUCCUCGGAUAUAUUUGCACCCUGACGAGGAGGAAGAGCAAGCAAGGUCAGAAAAAAAAAGCAGAAGUGGCGUGGUUGCUUGCCGGUGAUUCAAUUUAUACUUGUUUUAAUGAAUGACCUUUUCAUGAGGCCAGGCCUGAUGAUCGAUGCAGCAGGGGCCCGGGUUGUGGAGGCGCAAUGGGGAUGCCAGCAGCGGACGAAGGGUACUUUGCACCCUUUAUUACUGAAAUUUUCGCUUCAUCUGGGAAGGGUGACUGUCGGGCAGUCCCUGGUUGUUCCUGGCUGUAUUCUAUAAUGUCCCUUUUUUCUUCUUCUUCUGUUCAUGUUUGUCAUUAUCACCCGCACAGUCUGCUGGCGGCAGGCCAUUUUUCCCAAUUGCUUUUCUCCGUUCUGACGUUUAUGCGAUCUCAUUCAUUGUAAAGACCCUGCCGUACUCUGGAUCAUCCUGCGAGAGAGCAAUGGUCAAGUUG
Penicillium brasilianum is the source of this 2036-nucleotide messenger RNA. The record is from the annotation of a GenBank genome assembly. Lineage: Eukaryota; Fungi; Ascomycota; Eurotiomycetes; Eurotiales; Aspergillaceae.